Molecule: messenger RNA, 1010 nt
Organism: Drosophila obscura
Lineage: Eukaryota; Metazoa; Arthropoda; Insecta; Diptera; Drosophilidae
Exons: 2
Coding region: 1-855 (284 amino acids)
Source: RefSeq, a predicted model, not a curated record
AUGAAGCGGUUCGAGUGGCUGCUAAUCCUAGCCUGCAUUGCGUCCUCCUCGGCGGCUGCUACGCAACGCCGACGACGCCACAGCGUUGUGGAGGCAGCUGCCACACCCAGCACCAGCGAUUGGAGCAUGGGACUUGGUUUCGGACCGGAGAUGAGUCUGGUGCGGCGCUUGUAUGACGAUUGCCAGGACAAGAACGACUUCAUUGGCUGCCUCAAGCAGAAGGCGCUGCACGCACUGGCGCGCGCCCUCGACCGGGACUCCAUUAAGAUCAUGGACGGGCUGGUGCUGGAGAAGCAGAACCAGACCGAGACUGAGAGCGUCCUGGGGUCCCUCACGGAUGCACGGCAGUUUGGCAGCCUCUCGCCCAUAGACCGUGCCCUGCUAGCCAAGGCCGACAAGCUGCUGCGCACCCACACGCUGAAGCUGGACAUGGACAUGGGCAUGGGCAUGGAGUCGGGCGUGUCGGGCGUGUCGGUGGGACGCGGCGAGCAUGGGCACAAGAAAAAGAAACAAAAGGAGGGUGGCCACAUCAAGUACGUGAUUGCCGCCUUGCUAACGGCCAUGGGCAUUGCCGGUCCACUGGGUCUCAAGGCACUGGCGGCGAUCGCCGGCAAGGCACUGGUAAUCAGCAAGGUGGCCCUGACCAUAGCCGGCAUCAUCGCCCUCAAGAAGCUAUUCUCGCACGAUCACAGCGAAGAGACGAGCUUCCAGGUGCAUGCAGGCGAGCACAAUAGGCGCAACACCUACGUGAUUCGGCCCGUGUCCAAGACGAGUCCCAGCAUGGGUGUGACUGCAGCCGGUGGCAGCUCUUCGGUGGAUCCAUAUCGCUACUACUACGAGUCCCAGAUGCAGUAACGAGUACCCGCGCGCACGCGCAUGUAUGUUUGGAGAAAUCUUCGCUCUUGGCCGCGAAGUCCUGAGGCAGCUAAACUACCAAAGAACCGUACACAACAGCGCCUGGCGCAAAGAGCCUGAGCGCAGCAGGCCCUAACCUUAUCGUAGAUUUUAAG